Messenger RNA from Gadus macrocephalus (Pacific cod), 1999 nucleotides. Its product is annotated as olfactory receptor 2AT4-like. Gene Ontology annotation, molecular function: G protein-coupled receptor activity; olfactory receptor activity. The transcript has a single exon. The record is from RefSeq and is a predicted model, not a curated record. Gene Ontology annotation, cellular component: membrane. Gene Ontology annotation, biological process: G protein-coupled receptor signaling pathway. NCBI's taxonomy places the organism in Eukaryota, Metazoa, Chordata, Actinopteri, Gadiformes, Gadidae. The coding region runs from base 814 to 1752 and encodes 312 amino acids.
CACAUUCAAAACCUUGAAACUAAUACUUGCCACAGCGUAUCCCUCAUCAGGAAUAAUCGGUGGAAUAUGAAACCAAUUAUACCCGAACAAUACCUUUUUUCCCUUGACUAAAUCUCUGAAAUCGUUUAGACACUCAGGAGUUAUUAGACAAGUGCGUCAAAGCGCCGAGAGCCCUCCCAUCACCAGAUUCCAUCCAGCCGGCCCCUCUUAUUGGAGGACGUAGGGCACCAGAUUAGCCGGUCUAAAUCAGGGAAGGCCUGACGACCCCAAAGGGUGCGGAAAACCUGCACAUUGGAAUUCUAUUAACUCAUUCCUCACCGACUCUUCUAUGAAUCCUACAAGCCUACCAUGAGACCAACCCUCUGGAAUAUCGCAACAUUAAUUAAAAACUUUAAUUAAAAAAAUGCACAGUCAUUUUGGGGGGCAGUACGAGAACAACCAACCCCCAGUUAUAAUGAUAACCAAUGAACUUGGGCCUGAUAUAUUUACAAUGAAUAUGCAGUACAGAAAAAUACAACAGAAUUACUAUUAUGGAAAAGCAAAAGCCCAUAAAAGGACAAAGGUUUUUAGGAGGUUAUUUUGGGCCAGAGGAGAACUUUAGCCAAUGAGGGCAAAGGGGCCGGAGCCCGGGCCCCUGAGGGCCCCCUCCUGUCUGCUCCUGAGGCUAUAUCUGGUGGUGAUGACAAUGUACUGUCAGGGUGAGGCAUAAAGCUGCCCCACACAUCACCCUGAACAGAGGGAGAGGGAGAGACACAGAGACAUAAACACAUAAAGAGAGAAGAGCUAUUGUCAAGCUCACUUGGAUAUCAAACCAUGUACUCUAACAUGACUAUUGUGAGACCAGCGUACUUUAUUAUCAAUGGCUUUUCAGGCAUCCCUCAUGUCAACUACUACUUUUUGUUUUUACUGGUGCUGUACAUUGUGUCAGUGGUGGAAAACGGGAUAGUGAUGGCCUUGAUAUGCUUAGACCGGAGUCUCAAGACUCCAAAGUAUAUUGCUGUGUUUAACUUGGCGUUUGUAGAUGUGCUCGGCAACUCCGCCCUGGUGCCCAAGGUCAUUGACACGUUCUGGUUCAACCACAAGAACAUCACAUACAGCAAUUGCUUAACCUACGAGUUUUUUAAUUUCAUGACCAUCACCAUGCAGUCUCUUAAUCUGGUUGUACUCUCCUUCGACAGGCUAGUGGCGAUCACCUUUCCAUUACGUUAUCAGAUCAUUGUGAGUCUGAAGACCAUGUCCUCACUGGUGGCCUCUUUUUGGAUUAUCGGCAUCCUUGUCAACUUGACAGCUGUAGGGCUUCUAACACGGCUGUCCUACUGCAGGUCUGUUGUUAUCAACAGCUAUUUCUGUGACCAUGGGCCACUUUAUCGACUCGCAUGCAAUGACAAUCUGCCUAAUUCUAUACUUGCCAAAGUGUUAGUUGCUUUUAUUCUUUGGGUUCCAUUGAUGUUUGUCUUGAUCACUUACAUGUGCAUUGGUGCAGCAUUGGCUAAAAUUGCUGGAGCACAGGACAGAAUGAAGGCUUUCAAAACAUGCAGUGCUCACAUGAUGUUGGUGACCAUUUAUUACCUACCUAUUAUAGUCGCAUUUGCCUUUGCCGCUAAAAUGCCUCCAAAUAUCAGGAUCAUUAAUAUGUCUCUUACUGCAGUCCUGCCCCCAGUGUUGAACCCACUCAUUUAUGUUCUACAGACUCAGGAAAUAAAACAGUCUCUUAAAAAGGUGUUCAAAAGACUGAAGCAAUUAAAAAUGUAGUUAUAAUGGAAUAUCAACAUGUGAUCAUUUAACCUAUUGUACUGUAUUUUAGUGUAAAUCCUUUUGAUUGGUUUAUCGUUUCAUUUUUGGAUUGAACGUGGGAUUUACAUGCAGCUACGUAAAUGUAAUCAACUACUACAAUAUUAAUAUAUGUUGGUUAUAAAAAGUCACUCCUUCCUGAGAGUACUUUAAUUGUAAGGCAAAGCAUUUUUUAUGUUUGUCAUUACAUUAACCAGUAGGUUGUUGG